Molecule: messenger RNA, 2231 nt
Organism: Tripterygium wilfordii
Lineage: Eukaryota; Viridiplantae; Streptophyta; Magnoliopsida; Celastrales; Celastraceae
Exons: 8
Coding region: 768-2039 (423 amino acids)
Molecular function (GO): zinc ion binding
Source: RefSeq, a predicted model, not a curated record
CCUUUAGGUAAGCUUGCAGCUAUCUUUCUUGGAAGGGAUUUUCGUUGUCUGAGGGAAGGUUGCUGUUGUCUGUUGAGCUUAAUUUCCUUCAUUAGCUCAGCCAUAUAAUCUUUUCAUCCAUUUUAGGUACCCAUCGGAGAUGCUGUAAAUCUCCAGAUUUUUUCAUUUGUUGCCGUAUCAUCUGGGAUGAGUGUCAAUGGAAAUGAUGCUUGAUUGUUCUCUCAAGUAAUCAAAAUGCACCAUUUAACCACUCAGGGUUUCACAUACAAAGCAUGAAGAUAUCUGGUUUCACUUGUCUAAAAGUUACAUUGGAAUCUCUGUUAUAGAAGGUAAUACUUACUAGUUCGCAUCACCAAGUCAAUGGUGUCCUACCAAUCACGUGAACGACUGGAGUAAAUCCUUUAGUCUCUAUCGAGUAAAUGAAGGAAAAGAAGAACGGGACACUUGUCAUUCAGGUGAAGGAAAAGACAGAAGGAAAUGAAUGGGUGGGAGUGAGAGAGAUGUGAGGAGUGGCAGGCACGGGUGCGGGCAAAAGAUACACCGACGGAGAGGUUUCUCUUCACCUUCCAAGCAACCCCCUACACGACCCUCUCUCUGUCUCAAAAUCACGUCGCAUAUCCUUUUUGAAAGAAAUAAAAUAAAAAAAUCGAAGAGUAUAAUAAGUCAUAGAAUCGGAUAAUAUCAGAAGGAAUUUAAGUUCCUUGAUUCUCUCCAUUUUUGAAAUCUUUGCCACAGCCAUUUUUUGUUUCUGGGUUUAGGCCGCAAUAAUGAAAGUUACUCAACCACUCGCUAACGGAGUUACAGAGGUGUCUUCUCCGAAUGAUCGUCAAGAAGAGGAAGUCUCAAAGGGAGAAGUCUUAGAUUCAGGACCGAGCGGGAGGCGCUCAGAUCUUUCACUUCAAAUACCUCAUAAGCCCAUUGGUUUUGGCAGUAGUCAUAGUGGAAAGGGUUUACUGAAAUCUCAAGCUUCGAACAUAGGUAGUCCAUCGUCUGGAGGCUUCUUGCGGGGUCUAAGCUUCAAGAAAAAAAUUUCCAUAGCUGAAGGUGAAAGAAGCUCCCUCCUCAAUUCAGACUCCAGGACAGCACUUGAAAGUCCAAUCGUGGCUAGUUUCAAGGCUGCAUUUUCCUGGAAAAGGUCUACAUCUCUUCCACUUUCUCAUGAGGCAGGCUUCUCCCCUUCAAUUCCCACACCUACUUCUGCUAGGAUGCCUGGUGAACGUCAUAAAACCAAUAAAGGGGUAGUUAAUGGUGUGGUUUCAAGGUCAUUGUCUGUUCCAGGGAAAAAUGUUGUCAUAGUAAGAUCCAUGUCUUUUCCUGCCAAUAGAGAGCACAUUAUGUCAGAAUCUAGCAAUGUAGAUCAAAUAACACCUGUCCCAAUGGGCUGUGACGACGAAGAGAUUCCAGAAGAAGAAGCUGUGUGCAGGAUCUGUCUGGAUGCAUGUGAAGAAGAUAACACACUCAAAAUGGAAUGCAGUUGCAAAGGUGCCCUCAGACUUGUACAUGAAGAAUGCGCAAUUAAGUGGUUUAGCACAAAAGGAAACAAGAAUUGUGAUGUAUGUGGGCUAGAGGUCCGGAACUUGCCUGUAACUUUGUUUCGUGUGACAAGCUCUGCUCAAAGCAAUAACAGACAGGGACGGAGUUCGACUUCGCAAGCUAUAAGUGCAUGGCAGGACUUUGUGGUGCUUGUGUUAAUUAGCACCAUAUGCUAUUUCUUCUUCCUGGAACAGCUACUGAUUCUGGACUUAAAGACUCGAGCAAUCAUAAUCACUGCCCCAUUUGCGUUUACCUUGGGGCUUUUGUCGUCUACUUUUGCAGUCAUACUAGCAAUCAAGGAGUACAAAUGGACGUAUGCUGCUUUGGAGUUUUCACUUGUAGCCAUCAUUGUCCAUGUAUUAUACAGUGUGCUUCAUCUGAAGGCAGUUUAUGCCAUAUUGCUUUCUUCAUUUCUGGGCUUUGGAUUGGCUAUGAGCCUCAACUCAUUGUAUCUUCAAUAUUUUGCUUGGAGAGUUCAGGUCGCAGAGGAACGUCACCCGGUUUGACCAUAAACCGGCCAGGGUCUAUGUUCAAGCCUUUUGUUCUGCUCAUCUAUGGAUAUAUUUCUGAUGUAUAUAUAUGUUACACAUCUUUAACUCCCACAAAGCAUCAAGAGUUAUGUUCUGUAAAUGAAUAAAGUGAGGUUGCAGGUCUUUUCUUCCUUUAUGUCAUAGCAGCCUCAUUGCAUGGUUGGAACA